AUGGCGGCGGUGAAGGCGUCGGAGGCGCGCGGGGACUCGCCGCUGCUGCGGGCGGUGGAGCUGUCCCGCGUCAUCGCCGGGGAGGGCGCGGGCGCGGGGCCCCUCCCCAGCGCCGACCUGGCCGGGAUCCUCGUCUCCAACCUCUGCUUCGCGCACAACUCGCCCUCGCUCUGGAAGCUCCUGGGCCAGGCCGUGGCCUCCCGCCUCCUCUGCCCGCUCCACGUCCUCGCGCUCCUCACCCCUAGGGUGUUGCCGCAGCGGCGAGCGCAGCCUGAGGCGUACCGGCUGUACCUGGAGCUCCUCAAGUGUCACGUCACGUCGUCGUUGCUGUCUAUGGAGGCUGGGCCUAAUCGUGACAAGAUAGGGAAGUCCAUUGCUGAAGCUUUGCAACUAUCAAAGGUUUAUGGAUUUUCUGGAACGGAGUUUGGACAUGUUGUCAUUAUGUUUGUGUUGGCUGUUGUCAAUAAACUGAUUGAUAGCAUACUCGAGGAUUGUGGCUUUCCAUCUGCGAUGGCAGAGGGGCAAGAGAGUGUAUAUGCCACUGAUGGGCCACAACCUAUGGACUUAGAUGUUAAAAGGGGAUCUACUGAGAACCAAAAUGAGCAUCAUGAACAGUUACGCCGGAAGAACACUCUCAUGGCUUUGGACGUGUUGCAUAUGAUGGCUGCUGAUAGAAAGAUUCAAUCAUUUCUGCGCUUGAUAUUCCUGAACAUGCCUGAAAAGUUCAGUUCUCUACGCCAGAGGUUGAGUUCUAUUGAAGCACACAAGGUGUCCUUGGAGACUCUACUGCCUUCUGUACACAAAAUUAAUGACUUGUUAAUAAAUAUCUGGAGAGUUUGCAAAACAGACUAUCAACCAAAUAACAAACGCAUUCUGGGUGUUCUUGGUAAUAUGGGAUCCGGUGGCUCCCUUCUGGGCCAACUUACUGGAGCUGGGAGGCCCGCCUGCUGGAUAAUAUUUGAUAUAUAUGUGGAGAAUGCAAUUGAUGGGAGGCAUCUAAGUCUUAUAUCAGCUAUCGGGAUUAUAAAAGAAAUGACCAAGACAAUGCAAGUGCUUAAUGAAGCAAGCUGGCAGGAAACAUUUAAAGCUCUUUGGAUUUCCGCCCUUCGUCUUGUACAACGGGCUAGAGAACCUCUUGAAGGACCGAUUCCUCAUCUAGAUGCAAGGCUGUGCAUGUUGUUAUCUCUUAUACCAUUAGCAGUUGCCGAGAUUCUUCAAGAAGAAAGUGAUAUGCUUGGAGCUGAAGGAAACAAAAUUCUUCCACAAAGACAAGGGCUUAUAUCGUCUCUCCAGGAUCUGAUCCAGUAUUCAGGGCUUCUUGUCCCACCUUCAUCAGUGGUGAAUGCAGCUAAUGCUGCAGCCUCAAAAGCGGCAAUAUUUAAGGCCAACUAUAAGACUGGGGUUGGCAACUCUAGCUUGAUGGACCAGACUGACUCUUCCAUGAAAGCUGCUGGGAACAUGCUCCAUCUUAUUAUCGAAGCCUGUAUCUCGAGAAAGUUGAUCGAUACAUCUGCUUACUUAUGGCCUGGUUAUGUUGUACCAUCUGGGACUUUAAAAGAUACAGCCUUGCCCCAAGAAUCCCCCUGGUUAAACUUUAUGAAAGGGUCUCGACUUUCAGGACCCCUUAUUGAUGCUCUGGUAGCAACUCCUGCUUCAAGUGUUGCGGAAUUGGACAAAUUAUACAGUAUAGCAACAAAUGGUUCAGAAGAAGAAAAAACAGCUGCUGCAAAGAUUCUUUGUGGCGCAUCACUUGUUCGUGGCUGGAAUAUUCAGGAACAUGUGGUCGGUAUGGUGGUCAAGCUAUUAUCAGCUUCUUUACCCUCAGUUUCCUCAACUUCAACUCCUGGGAGCAUGAGCCACUACCUUGCUCAUAUGUCUACGUUAAAUGAAAUCUUACUCGGUGUGUCUUAUGGUGACGCCAUCCACAUUCUUUCGUUGUAUGGAAUGGUUCCAGAUGUUGCUGUGGCUUUAAUGCCACUAUGUGAGGCUUUUGGGUCAAUAGCACCGCCACCUAAUCACAAGUCUACCAUUCUUGGUGAAACAUCUGUUUAUUCGGUCUUCUCUUGUGCAUUUCUUUGCCUUCUUCGCUUGUGGAAGUUUUAUAGACCUCCUCAAGAGUAUUGUCUUGCUGGUCGUGGAGGCUCAGUAAAGCUGGAACUGACUCUGGACUAUCUGUUGUUGAUGCUAAUAAUCGCAUUGAGUUCUCAAAUUCAUCUGCCCCUAAUAGGGAUUCUUACAACAAUAUGGGCUCAGUCAAUGAGGCUUAAGGGAUCUGGUGGACUUUUGCCUGCUUCUCUUGCUGCAAUUGUAAGCUACUUCUCAGCAGAAAUUACACGAGGAAUCUGGAAACCUGUUCCAAUGAAUGGAAUUGAAUGGCCUAGUCCCGGUGCUUCUCUUCAUUCCAUUGAAGCUGAAGUAAAGGAAAUUCUUGCAUCUGCUGGUGUUCAGAUUAACAGCUGCUAUCCGCGUGGUGUGCCGCCAAUGCUUCCUUUACCUAUGGCUGCACUUAUCAGCUUGACGAUUACAUUUAAGCUAGAUAGGAGUUUGGAGUACAUUCAUAGGGUCAUUGGACAGGCACUAGAGAACUGUGCAGGGGGGAGUUCCUGGCCAAGCAUGCCCAUUAUUGGGGCAUUGUGGACACAGAAAGUGCGAAGAUGGCAUGACUUCAUCGUCCUCUCUUGUAUGCUUUGUCCAUUUGGCAGAGACAAAGAUGCAGUUGCGCAGCUCAUCCAAAGUUGCUUCUUGUCCUUUCUGCAGUCUUCACCCAGUGGUUCUGACAUAAUUGCAAACCGUGGAGUUGGGGCUUUACUAGGGGACUCAAUCACGAAUCAAGGUCUUAGGCUCCCAAUGGCACCUGGUUUCAUCUACUUGAGAACAUGUCGAACUUUCCAUGACACUUACUUCAUUAGUGAAGUGAUCCUCAAGCAAGUUAUUGAGUGGGCUCACAAACUUGCAAAUGGAUGGUCUUUCAAUGGGCCUCCGCAGUUGAAAUCAGGCCGGACACCACUAUCUUGUGCAGCAUCCAUGGCGCAUCAGGUUGCGUUGCUUGGUGGAGGUCUCCUGUGCGUAGCAGGUGGACCACUUGUGGUCCAGGUGUUGUAUGAGGAAACACUGCCAACACUGCUGCUAUCAGCCAGAGAACAGAGUUUGAAAGACCCUGGGCCAGUUUCUAGCACACUCCAAGGUUAUGCCAUGGCCAACAUGCUCUUCUACAGUGGUAGCCUGCUUUGGCUAGCGGAUAGGACUGAUCCUGUCAUGAAAUUGUCUUUCCUCUGA
Miscanthus lutarioriparius is the source of this 3276-nucleotide messenger RNA. The record is from the annotation of a GenBank genome assembly. NCBI's taxonomy places the organism in Eukaryota, Viridiplantae, Streptophyta, Magnoliopsida, Poales, Poaceae.